Molecule: messenger RNA, 675 nt
Organism: Klebsormidium nitens
Lineage: Eukaryota; Viridiplantae; Streptophyta; Klebsormidiophyceae; Klebsormidiales; Klebsormidiaceae
Source: the annotation of a GenBank genome assembly
AUGGCCAUAAGCUAUCGCGCCGGCUUGGCGCUGCUCGUUCUGGCGGCGGCUGUUCUGAUGGCGUCCGCAGCGGACCCGGAUCCCCUUGCGGACUUUUUGCUGCCGGGACUGACUGGCGCCGAAGUGACUGGCGCCAAUUUCGCCUUUCGCCGUCUGGAUAACGUCACCGUGCCGCCCGGCCAGGGCAGCGCGACCAAGUCCGCCAACGCCGCAACCUUCCCCGCUGUGACAUCCCAGGGCGUCUCGUAUACGUUCAUCGACUAUGCGCCGUGCGGCCAGAACCCCAUUCACACCCACCCCCGCGGAACGGAGCUGCUCUUCGUCGUCGUAGGCCAGCUGUACGUCGGCUUCGUUGACACAAACAACACACUGUAUGCGACGACGCUGAACGCGGGUGACGUGUUCGUCUUCCCCCGCGGUCUGAUCCACUUCCAGCAGAACACCAGCCCCCGCAAGCCCGCGAAGGCGCUCGCGGCUUUCAACAGCCAGAACCCGGGAACCCAGAGGAUCGGCAGCGCGCUCUUUCUGCCCACCGGCAUCCCCACCAGCAUCGAGCAGGUCGCCUUCAAUGCGAAGGCGUCUACGAUUGAAGCCAUCAAGCAAAACUUCCCGCCUUCCGGUAACGCGGUCGGUACCGAGAAGACGGGCUGCGGACCUUCCGGUUUCUUCCCGUAA